ACGCGCAUGCGUAGAAGUUGAAAGACGGGCUAGCUUUAUCAGUUAGCUGGUUUGGAUCAUUUAACUUUGACAAAACCUCCUCUUUUAAAGCUAUAAAGUUUAUAUAAUCGGUGUGUUACUUAAUAACUUAAGCAACUUCGUCAUGUUACAGUUUUUGGCUGGUUUCACGUUGGGGAAUGUUGUGGGGAUGUACCUUGCUCAAAAUUAUGAAGUUCCCAAUAUAGCCAAGAAAAUUGAAGCUUUUAAGAAGGACGUGGAGGCCAAGAAGAAGCCACCAGAGUAACCAAAACAGGAUUGUGCAACAAA
Cyprinodon variegatus (sheepshead minnow) is the source of this 306-nucleotide messenger RNA. It is a transcript of the gene stmp1, whose product is annotated as chromosome unknown open reading frame, human C7orf73. The coding region runs from base 143 to 283 and encodes 46 amino acids. Lineage: Eukaryota; Metazoa; Chordata; Actinopteri; Cyprinodontiformes; Cyprinodontidae. The transcript has 3 exons. The record is from RefSeq and is a predicted model, not a curated record.